AUGAAUGUGUUGUUUACAAACAACCGUACCUUCGAGUUCGUGGCCGGCGGUCGCAAAAAGCCUGUCCUCUGCUAUCAGUCUUCCUCUGAAUACGGCAACGAAGACACCGAUGACUUCAAGGGUCGUCUCAGGGCGUCCACUAUCACCGAGGGAACCGCUAUUAAUGAGAACGCAUUGCCCACUGUCUUCAAAUGGGAAGGCGGUGGCAAAGAGGUGUUCAUAACGGGAACGUUCAGCGAAUGGAAACCAAUUAAGAUGUGUCACUCUCACGGAGACUUCGUUGCCAUCAUUGAUGUGCCCGAAGGAACACAUAAUUACAAGUUUGUGGUCGACGGACAAGAAGUAGUGGACGACAACAUCACUGUCGACGAGGAGAAGAGGAAUAACGUAAUUAAC
This is a messenger RNA of Medioppia subpectinata, 396 nucleotides long. The record is from the annotation of a GenBank genome assembly. Lineage: Eukaryota; Metazoa; Arthropoda; Arachnida; Sarcoptiformes; Oppiidae.